UCAUCAACAAAUUACUUUUUCCCCGUAUUAUCACGAAGCCGGAAGUGAGCAGAGGUGAGUGUUCUCACUCCCAGUGACUGGCUUCUUUGGCCGUCUGUAACAACAGCAGCAUCAGACAAGAGAACCCAAUGAUGGAAGAAUUUGAAGACGGGGAUGCCGCUCCCGCUGAGGAUCUGGCUCAAUGCCAAAUCUGUAAAAGAUGCUUCUUCCCUAAAGUCCUGGAGAAGCAUGUUAAAAUCUGCCAAAAGUCAGCAACCAAAAGGAGGAAGGUUUUUGACUCCAGUCGACAGAGAGCUGAGGGAACAGACAUCCCCACACUCAAACCCAUCAAACCAAAGUCACAAAGUUCAUCUUCUACUGAGAAAGCAGAACCCCCUAAGAAACCUUCCAACUGGCGGAAGAAACACGAGGACUUCAUCGCUACCAUCCGGGCUGCCAAGGUCCUCACUCAAGUCAUGAAGGAGGGGGGGCCAUUACCCCCACCUCCUCCUCCUACCUAUGACCCAGACUAUGUCCAGUGCCCUCACUGUCAGCGGAGGUUUAACCAGGGUGCAGCUGAAAGACACAUCAAGUUCUGCCAGGAGCAGGCCGCCCGUAUGCCCACCAAGGGCAAGUUAGGAGAUGCCAAGAAGCCUCCUGGUCGCACACCGUGCAAGCCUCCUGCUUCUGUAAAGAAGGCCACCUCUCCUGCUGUGUCGACCAUCCCUUCAGCCUCCUCUCGUUUACCACAGAGAUCGGGCCUCGCACAGCCCACUGGGAUUCCAACUGGUAAGGUUUCAUCUGCAGGUUCAUUGAGAAAUGAUUCUUUCUCCUCUUCUGUUUUACCCCUCAGUGUGGGAAGCAAGACCCGAGCAGGGAGCUCUGGCUUUGUGAGGAACGCUCCGACUGGAAUAGCACUCAACAAGAAGAAAGUAGACACCUUCAUAUCUAGGAAUCACGUCGAUGGCGGCGACGAAGUGAACAAUGGUGGGAUGAAGUCCAAGUUCUGUCAUGCUUGUGGGACCAAGUACCCUGUAGAGUCUGCCAAGUUCUGCUGUGAGUGUGGGAUCAGGAGGAUGUGUAUUUGACAAAAAAAGCAGGCAUUCUCUUACUCGGGUGCAUUUUCAGGGCAGUAAAGUUGUGUAAUCGGCAGGCAACCCUUUGUUGCUGUGUUUUCUUUUCUUGUUGCUGUUUUAGUCUUCAUGCAUUUCGCUGGCCCAUUCCAAAAGUAUCACAUUGUUCAGUCCUGUUAGAUAGUUUACAAUUUCUUAUUAGUACGCAUUCUGCCAUUUUCCGAACACAAAUAUAAUAACCAGAAUCUUCAAUAAAUAACUAUGAUUGAAGGCUAAUGAAUUUCGUUGGCAAACUGAUCUGGUAUAAAGUCGUGUUAAACUCUGGUAAGGGUCAUGAUAUCUGUAGCUCAUAUGGCUGACACAUACACAGCACGACACACAGCCCAGUAUUUUCAGUUCACCUCCUUACUGCUGGUACAGCAUUGCUUUGCUGUUUCCUCCAUCUCAUACACAUACACAUUAUUGCCCUGAAACUAGAGGCCAUCACAAGGAUUAUGAACUUGGAAUGUCGGCAUCAGCAGUUGAAAGUUUGUGGUGCAUCCUUAGAAUACAGUAGAGGAGAGAUAAGUAAGAGAGUAGAUGAAAACAAAGAGAUGGGUUGUAAAAUUUGAAUGAGGAGCUAGAGGACCACGGUUGGGUGACUCAUCGGGGUUGGGUGUGAUUGCCUCUGCAUCUCAAUCCCCGGUCAACCAUGAUUUGAAACGCAUUCCUUAAUCCCGUUUGCCUCCAAUUCCUCAGAAGUAUGUUCCUACAGAAGUGCAAUAUGAUUGACUACUGAAGAAAAGAGUUUUUUCCUAAAGGAAGAGUGUUGUAAUUUUGGAAAGAUAUCAAUAUUUUGACAGGGACCAGUCCAAAAAUGAACUCGCGGUAAAAAGCUCAGUGCUCCCUUUUUAAGGUCCCUUUUACAGGGAAAGUUUGUUUUCAGCUGUCUUUUAUGUUACCAUCACAAGCCUGACAUUUCUAGACAAAUGUAGCAUUUACUUUAACCCUUUUAUUCCCCGUUAUUUUAUACUAUAUAAUUAUUUAUUUUCUUAUUCCCUUUCAUUUUACUGAAUGAACAAUGACUGCAUCUCUUUUGUUAAAGCUCAAUGGAAUUAAAAUGUUUUGCUUUGGAUUUGUACAAAACCCAAAUGCAGCUGGAUGUGUUGCAUUUGUUUUUUCCUUGACAGUGUUUCUAAUUGAGUCAGUAUUCAUUGCAUUGAGGCAACAAUGAGUGCAACACUGCAAUCAUACAUGCUGCGUAUGGUUGAUCCACUCUGGUUGAUAUAAAAGACACUAUUUAUGACCCCACACAGUUCAUUUACAGGUGGGACACUAGGAAAGGCCUCAACUUGAGGUGCAUAGGUUAUCUUCAUUAACCGCCACACUAUUUUAACCUUUGAAAAGUAAAGGAAUUUGUUGAAAGUUUAAAUAAGCAAACUAUGUUACACAACAAGAAAGGUUUGAACAGACUGGACAGGUGUGUUUUCUUGUACUUAUUAAAGCCUGGAUACGGUUGUGCACUUGAUGGCAUGUAUAUCCACCAUUAAUAAAUUUCUAUGAAGACUG
Molecule: messenger RNA, 2600 nt
Organism: Etheostoma cragini (Arkansas darter)
Lineage: Eukaryota; Metazoa; Chordata; Actinopteri; Perciformes; Percidae
Gene: zc2hc1a
Product: zinc finger, C2HC-type containing 1A
Exons: 10
Coding region: 129-1067 (312 amino acids)
Source: RefSeq, a predicted model, not a curated record